AUGGGAGUAGCUGAGCCGGGCAGCAAGUACGACCACCACCAAGACCAAGACCACCACCACCUAGACCACCAAGACCACCUAGACCACCACCACGCGCCCCUGGGAGACACGAGCGAGCAGCGGCAGGAAGAAGAGGUGCAGCCGGCGGAGAGGCAGCAGCGGACCGGGAGGCGCACGUCCCUCCUCCCCGAGCGGCAGCGGCGGGACACGCGGAACGUGAGCGAGACCGGGAGCGGGAGCGGCGAAGCGCGGGCCGCCUGUGGGAUGCGCACGAGCCUGGCGGCGUCGAAAGAGGCCACGGCGAGGAAAGCCACCACCCCGAUGCCGCCCUCGGAGUUCCUGGACAAGCUCAUGGGCAAAACCUCGGGUUACGAUGCCAGAAUUCGACCGAAUUUCAAAGGUCCUCCGGUGAACGUAACCUGCAACAUUUUUAUCAACAGUUUUGGGUCCAUCGCUGAAACAACAAUGGACUACCGGGUGAACAUCUUCCUGCGGCAGCAGUGGAACGACCCCCGCCUGUCCUACAGCGAGUACCCCGAAGAGUCUCUGGACCUGGACCCGUCCAUGCUGGAAUCCAUCUGGAAGCCCGACCUCUUCUUCGCCAACGAGAAGGGCGCCAACUUCCACGAGGUCACCACGGACAACAAGCUGCUGCGCAUCUCCAAGAACGGCAACGUGCUGUACAGCAUACGAAUAACACUGAUCCUGGCCUGUCCCAUGGAUCUGAAGAACUUCCCGAUGGACGUCCAGACAUGCAUCAUGCAGCUGGAGAGCUUCGGCUACACCAUGCACGACCUGAUCUUCGAGUGGGAUCAGAAGGGAGCGGUGCAGGUGGCCGACGGGCUGACGCUCCCUCAGUUCCUCCUGAAGGAGGAGAAGGACCUCUGCUACUGCACCAAGAACUACAACACGGGUAAGUUCACCUGCAUCGAGGUGCGCUUCCACCUGGAGCGCCAGAUGGGCUACUACCUGAUCCAGAUGUACAUCCCCUCGCUGCUCAUCGUCAUCCUGUCCUGGGUUUCCUUCUGGAUCAACAUGGACGCCGCGCCCGCCCGGGUGGGGCUGGGCAUCACCACCGUGCUGACCAUGACCACGCAGAGCUCCGGCUCCAGGGCCUCGCUGCCCAAGGUGUCCUACGUCAAAGCCAUCGACAUCUGGAUGGCCGUGUGUCUGCUGUUCGUGUUCUCCGCCCUGCUGGAGUACGCCGCCGUCAACUUCAUCGCCCGGCAACACAAAGAGCUGCUGCGCUUCAGACGGAGGCGACGGCACGAGAAGGAGGACGAGACCGGCGAGGGCCGCUUCAGCUUCCGCGGCUACGGCAUGGGCCCGGCGUGCCUGCAGGCCAAGGACGGCAUGGCCAUCAAGGGCAACAUCAAAGCGCCGGCCUCCUCGGCGCCGCCGGAGAAGACGAUGGAAGAGAUGAAGAAGCUCUUCAUCGGCCGCGCCAAGCGCAUCGACACCGUGUCCCGCGUGGCCUUCCCGCUCGUCUUCCUCCUUUUUAACAUUUUCUACUGGAUCACUUUCAAGAUCAUCCGCAGCGAGCCCAUCCACAAGUAGUGGCAGUCGAGGGGGGGGGCGGAGGAGGAGGAGGAGGAGGAGAGAAAAAGAAUGAGAGAAGGAAACAAGAGAUAUCAUUGCCCCCCCCACCU
Pseudoliparis swirei is the source of this 1649-nucleotide messenger RNA. RefSeq names its product glycine receptor, alpha 1 (gene glra1). Gene Ontology annotation, biological process: chloride transmembrane transport; nervous system process; signal transduction. NCBI's taxonomy places the organism in Eukaryota, Metazoa, Chordata, Actinopteri, Perciformes, Liparidae. The record is from RefSeq and is a predicted model, not a curated record. Gene Ontology annotation, molecular function: chloride channel activity; glycine binding; transmitter-gated monoatomic ion channel activity. The transcript has 10 exons. The coding region runs from base 1 to 1557 and encodes 518 amino acids. Gene Ontology annotation, cellular component: neuron projection; synapse; plasma membrane.